CGUCGCUCGAAUCGCGCGCGGCCUUCUUGGACAGGGGGCGUGUACGCGCGCGCGCGCGGGGGGCCUCGUUUUUAACUCCGUGAAUUUCCGACGCAGUUUAAACUUUAGGAGUAUCUCUUGAUUUCUUGUUGUUGUUGUCGUCGUCGUCGUAUAUUCGUGUGAAGAAUUCGGAAGAAAAAAAUCGCCACGACUUGCGUUUGAAAGUUUCCUGCCAAACCGAGGCUCUGGGUAGGUGCGUGCGAGUGUUGCAUCGGCUAGGCCUCUCCAUUCAACGGAACGCAUCGCGACAACACCGCGGCGUUCGCGAUAAAGGGGGUCAUCCGUUUAAUUGCUUUUGAGUUGUAGGAUUUCAAGUUUCCUUUUGAAGACUGAACGCCCCACAACUGCCAUGGCCACGCAAGCCGUGGCACCAAAGAAGGCGCUUGCGCCAACGGUGGCGCAGAUCAAUGCGGAGUACAUCACCCAGCUCUCAAACCAGUACUGGGCACCACACAUCAAAAAGAAAUUACCCUUCAACCCAAAGGUAAUCGAAGACAUUUAUGAGAGAGAAAUGUUGAAGACAAAGUUUGCCAUCAGAAAAAUCAUGCUCUUGGAGUUCAGCCAGUACCUGGAGAACUAUCUGUGGCCAAACUACACGGCGCAGACGAGCAGCAAGGCGCAUCUGCUGUCCAUCUGCUGCAUGCUCAACGAGAAGUUCCGCGAGAACGUGUCGGCGUGGGAGGCCUUCAAGUUGCGCCCGCAGCACGUGCCAGCGUUCUUCCAACGCCUGCUGGCCACCUCGCUGUCGGAGGAGGGCUCGGCGGUGACGCUGCGGGAGCAGACGCUGCUGCUCGUCUUCCUCGACCACUGCUUCAACAGCCUGGAGGUGGACGUGAUUCGCGAGCAGGUGCAGCGUCUCAUCUCCCUGCCUACCUGGGUGUGCCUGCUGCCGUCUCGUCUGGAGCAAGAGCUCAGGAAGACGCCCAAGCUGAAGAAGUUCUGGAAUCUGAUCAAAAAGAGCGACGAAAAGUUGGAGCCAAAAGCAAAGGAGCAGGCUGAUUAUGAGCGCCGGUUCCUUUCAAGGCUCAUCCAGAAGUUUGUUUCCGUCCUCAACUCUAUUCCUGCAAAAGGGGAUGUGAGUGCUGACAAGGUGCAUUACUGCGAGCGUUUCAUUGAGCUGAUGAUCGACUUGGAGGCCCUGCUGCCCACACGCCGCUGGUUCAACACGCUGCUGGACGACUCACACCUGGUGGUGCUUAGCCACCUGUCCGAACUGGCGCAGCGCCCCAAGGAAGGGAAGCUGUUUAUACAGCUGUUGGAGAUGCUGCAGUUUUACUCUGGCUUUGAGAUCAAUGACCAGUCCGGAAAUGCCCUGACCGACCAUGACAUGACCAACAUGCACUACGACCGCCUCACCUCUCUACAGCGCGUCGCGUUCGCCAACUUCCCGGAGCUGCGCGACUUUGCGCUGUCCAACGUUGCCUCCAUCGACACGAGGGACUCCCUGCUGAAGCACUUCGGAGAGCUCUCCACGGAGCUUCUGCACCGGAUGGCGGCGCGGCUCAACUUACUGCCGCCUCUGUCGGAUGGAGAGAGCAGCUCCUACAGAAAGGAGUUCCUCGUUGAGAUGAUGGUCUCGCGUCACGAACGCCGCAUCUCACAGAUCCAGGCGCUCAACGAGAUGCCCCUCUACCCCACGGAGAAGAUAAUCUGGAACGAGAACAUCGUGCCCACCGAGUACUUCUCGGGCGACGGUUGCCUGGCGCUGCCCAAGCUGAACCUGCAGUUCCUGACGCUGCACGAUUACCUCCUGCGGAACUUCAACCUCUUCCGGCUCGAGUCGACGUACGAGAUCCGGCAGGACGUGGAGGAUGCCGUCAGCCGCAUGAAGCCCUGGCGUGUGGAGGAUGGCAGCACGAUAUUUGGCGGCUGGGCGCGCAUGGCUCAGACCAUCGGGGCCUUCUCCGUGGUGGAGGUGGCCAAGCCACACAUCGGCGAGAACCACCCGUCGCGCGUGCGAGCCGACAUCACGCUGCAUCUUAACAUGCGGCAGCACAUCAAGGCCGAGUGGGAGGGCCUGCGCAAGCACGACGUGUGCUUCCUGGUGACGGUGCGCGGCACGCAGCCCUGGGGCACGCGCUACACCCCGGCGCGGCCCUUCCUGGAGCAGCUGGACCUGGCGUGCGUGCGCGGCUGCGAGGUGCAGGGCCUGCUGGAUGACAAGGGUCGCGUCAUUGAGGACGGUCCCGAGCCUCGGCCACAACUCAAGGGAGACACGCGCACGAUCCGCGUGUGGCUCGACCCCAACCAGUACCAGCAGGACGUGGCGGCCGUGAUCCAGCACCACGCCGAUGACGUCUACGAGAACUUCAACCUCCUGCUCCGCCGCAAGCCCAAGGAGAACAACUUCAAGGCCGUGCUGGAGACGAUCCGUGACCUCAUGAACACGGAGUGCGUAGUGCCCGACUGGCUGCACGACAUCAUCCUGGGCUACGGCGACCCGGGCAGCGCCCACUACUCGAAGAUGCCCAACCAGAUCCGCACGCUCAACUUCAACGACACCUUCCUCAGCAUGGAACACCUGAAGGCCGGCUUCCCCAGCCACACCGUGCGCGUCGUCGGCGACCACCCGCCACCGCACAAACCGCCCUUCAGGAUCACCUUCCCGCAGAAGAAGGAUGGCAAUAAGAGGAGGGCGGGCAACGCGGGAGAAACCGCCUCCGGUGGAGAGGACAGCCUCACGCUGCUUGUGGAGCCCUACGUGCCGCCAAACCCGGGGCCGUACCCCUACAACCAGCCCAAGCGGAACACGAUUCAGUUCACCCCGACGCAAAUUGAGGCCAUCCGUGCAGGCAUGCAGCCUGGGCUCACCAUGGUGGUGGGGCCCCCGGGUACAGGCAAGACGGAUGUGGCUGUGCAAAUCAUCUCAAACCUCUACCACAACUUUCCCGAGCAGCGAACGCUCAUCGUUACGCACUCCAAUCAGGCCCUGAACCAACUCUUCGAGAAGAUCAUGCAGCUUGACAUUGACGAGAGGCACCUCCUGCGUAUGGGGCACGGCGAGGAGGAGCUGGAGACUGAGAAGGACUUCAGCAGGUACGGCCGUGUGAACUACAUACUGGCGCGGAGGCUGGAGCUGCUGCACGAGGUCGGGCGCCUGCAGGAGAGUCUGGGCGUCCCAGGAGACGUCUCCUACACGUGCGAGACUGCCGGACACUUCUUCCUCUACCAGGUGAUGUCGCGCUGGGAGGAGUUUCAGAGCAAGGUGCGCCCGGCCAGCGGUGGCGGUGGCGACAAAGGUGGCAUGGCCGAAGCGGCCGCCGCCAUCGCCGCCCACUUCCCGUUCGAUCGCUACUUCGCCAACGCCCCCCAGCCGCUCUUCCACGGCCGCUCGUACAAGGAGGACCUGGAAAUCGCCGAGGGAUGCUUCCGCCACCUGCGCAAGAUUUUCACGCAGCUGGAGGAGUUCCGGGCGUUUGAGCUGCUGCGCAGCGGCCUCGACCGCUCCAAGUACCUCCUGGUGAAGGAGGCAAAGGUCAUCGCCAUGACCUGCACGCACGCCGCCCUCAAGCGCCACGACCUCGUGCAGCUCGGCUUCAAGUAUGACAACAUCCUCAUGGAAGAGGCGGCACAGAUCUUGGAAAUUGAGACAUUCAUCCCCCUGCUCCUGCAGAACCCUCAGGACGGAUUCAGCCGCCUCAAGCGCUGGAUCAUGAUCGGCGACCACCACCAGCUGCCGCCCGUCAUCAAAAACAUGGCCUUCCAGAAGUACUCGAACAUGGAGCAGUCGCUCUUCACGCGCUUCGUGCGCCUCGGCGUGCCCACCGUGGACCUGGACGCCCAGGGCAGAGCGCGCUCCAGCCUGUGCAACCUGUACAACUGGCGCUACAAGCGGCUGGGAAAUCUGCCUCACGUGCAGCUGCUGCCCGAGUUCCGUUUCGCCAACGCGGGCCUCUGCUACGACUUCCAGCUCGUCAAUGUCGAGGACUUCAACGGCGUGGGCGAGUCCGAGCCCAACCCGUACUUCUACCAGAACCUGGCGGAGGCAGAGUACGCGGUGGCGCUCUUCAUGUACAUGCGCCUGCUCGGGUACCCGGCCGACAGGAUCAGCAUCCUCACAACGUACAAUGGGCAGAAGCACCUGAUCCGUGACGUCGUCAACCAGCGCUGUGGAGAGAACCCACUCUUCGGCUGCCCCAGCAAGGUGACGACCGUGGACAGAUUCCAGGGUCAGCAGAACGACUACAUCAUUCUUUCUUUGGUCAGGACCAAAGCAGUGGGUCACCUGAGGGAUGUGCGCCGUCUGGUGGUGGCGAUGUCGCGUGCCCGCCUCGGCCUCUACGUCUUCGCCCGGGCGUCGCUCUUCCGCAACUGCUUCGAGCUGACGCCGGCCUUCGACCAGCUCACGGCACGGCCGCUCCAGCUGCACCUGUACCCGGACGAGAGCUGCCCGACUCAGCGGCCGAACGGCGAGGCGGCACGCUGUCCGCCGCUCAUAGUCAAGGACAUGCCGGAGAUGGCCACCUUCGUGUACAACAUGUACUUCCGGGUCCUGCAGCACUACCAGCAAUACUACCAGCCUCUCGCUCAGCCACCCAGGUCCAGGGUCCAAGCCCAGCCUCCUGUACAGCAAGCGAAGGAAGACACCGCCAAGGAUGGAUCGGACGGGGAAGCCACGGGAACCACCGAUGCCAUGGAAACUGACUCCGCAGCAGCUUUAACCACGGAAACGCCCAGCGCUGUUUCCGGGGAUGUAGAACCCAUGGAUACGAGUGAGGCGGCUGCCACGGAUAGUAAAGAGGAUGGUGACGGUGAUGGUGAUAAGGAGGAGAAGCAUAAGAAGAUGCCGGAACAUCCGGGGAGGGACAGCGACAGCGAUGGCAGCGAGGACGAGGCGGAUGAAACCGCAGUUGCCAAAGAGGCGGUUGUGAAGGCAAAAGGUGCUGAUGGAGCCGUUACUAAAGACGCGGUUGCCGAGGUAACGGAUGGCAAGGAAAUAGUGAAGAAGGCAGAGAAGGCAAUUUCUACUGAGACAACACUUUUCAAGGAAGCGGUUGCUGAGUCAGCAGCCGCCAAAGAAGCCGUUGCUGAGACAACUGCUUCCAAGGAAUCUGUUACCGAGGCAGCAGCUGUCAAGGAAUGUAUCGCUGAGACGGUUGCUAAGGAAGCCGUAGCUGAGACAACAGACGCCAAGGAAGAUGUCGCCGCGACAAAGGUUGCCAAGCGAGAUGUCACUGAGACAACAGUUGUCAAGGAAUCCGUUGCCGAGGAUGCAAUUGCCAUGGCAGUCGUUGCUAAAGAAGCUGUUGCCGGGGAAGCCAUCGUCACGGAUACAGAGACCAUGGAUACGGCGGAGGGGCUGGUGGAGAGGCGGGGGGACCAAGAGGGCGAAUCUGUGGAGGCACAAGAGGGGACAGGGCAGCAGGAGAGCUAAGUGUGGGUGGGAGAGGGAUGAGAAGGGAAACGAGCAGGAGGGGUUGAACUUCUUUCACACCGUACGGAGCCAACCACGCGAAUCAGAGGUGCGGGGGAAGGACAACAAACUAAACACAAAAAGAAGUUCUAAAGAAAUUCGUUUUCAAACUAGAUUUAAAAGUGCACAGUUCCCAUUACCUUCCUAAUAUCGGAAGGAAGAGCACUCCACAGACGGCUGCGGAACGCUUCUGAAAGCAUGCGAUGCAGUGACCGUCUUUGUCCGAUGGCCAGCCAAAAGCCGUUGCGAGUGAGCGGAGUUUGCGUGAUGGUUUAUGCUCCUUGACGAGAUGAGCAAGGUAGUGAGUGCAUCUGUCGCCUUCCAAAGAGUCAUUUGACAUUUCAGACAACACUUGCUCAUUUGUGCUGCGCUCCAUGCUCAAAUGGGCAAUGUUUGUCUGCUUUGGUGGCCCUGGACUCGAAAUUCCAUGUUCCCAUGGUAUAGAAGGAUAGUCUCCUCAUAAGUGAAAUACUCUUUACUUCCCUCAAAGUGGUACUCAUUUAUUAAACUUGGAGAGAUGAUGGGCUGGAUCGAUUGGAGACCUCCUGCAAGGUGUUAUCACAGCUCUUAAUCAUGGUGCCAACCAGGUCAAAGGGUAAUCCAGGGAGUAUGAGGCAGGGUCGGUGGCUUGAAGAGUGACGAAUGUGUACGGUGUGUGAAACGCUGGCCAGCUGGGGAGUGAGGUUUUUGCUCAAAGAUAUUCAUCGACAAGAAAUAAAACAAUAUAUAAGCUUUACAAAGGCAAUGUUUUCGGCAAAUGGACAUUUUCAUUGCACACCUUCAUUGUGUCAUGAAGAAGCCCCAUUUGCCCAGCACAUCACCUGCUUAUAUAUUUUUUCUUUUCACGACUAUUGGUGUUAUUGGCGGAUGCGGUGAGUUUUUUUGUAAUCGUUCUUGUGCAGCACUGCCAACGCAGCAUCACCAAAUCACCUGCAAGAAGUUGCGGCAAGCUUUCUGAUGGGUUGAGGCAUACGGCGGGAUCUGACCGCUGUCGCCUCGUGCGCGCGUGUGGGUUUUCUCUGCGCACAGAAAGAACCGAACGAUCAUUUUAAAAUCUGCAAAGUAAGGAUUCUCUUGUAAAAGUGAGGAUUCUCUGGAUAAAUGGACCCUGCUGUUUGUUAUGAACUAAAACCGGUAAAAUACAAUAUCUUUGUUCAGUUUUUCAUUUGUAAUUCCGUUUAACGUGAACAGAUCAGGCCUCAUAACAGCUGAAUUGAGACGUUCAUGUAACAUUUGUGGUACAGGAUUGCACACCUUUCUUCAUUGUAAAGUACAACAAAAAUGAUAGUGCACGAACAGCUGCACUUGAGUAGAAGGUUUGUUAAGCAGGCAUAUAGGGUGCACAUUUACCAUGAGCCCACUCAUUUUGAUGCUGCUCAAUGUUGUACCCUGUUAAUAAUUCGGCUUGUCAUGAAAGUCAAAUGAGUUGUCGUUAUCUUCACGUGCUUAACUUUUGUAGUAAAUGAUUUUUACAUUGUAAGAACAAA
Messenger RNA from Petromyzon marinus (sea lamprey), 6939 nucleotides. It is a transcript of the gene AQR, whose product is annotated as aquarius intron-binding spliceosomal factor. Gene Ontology annotation, cellular component: catalytic step 2 spliceosome. Gene Ontology annotation, molecular function: mRNA binding; helicase activity. The record is from RefSeq and is a predicted model, not a curated record. Lineage: Eukaryota; Metazoa; Chordata; Hyperoartia; Petromyzontiformes; Petromyzontidae. Gene Ontology annotation, biological process: mRNA splicing, via spliceosome.